Molecule: messenger RNA, 3581 nt
Organism: Onthophagus taurus
Lineage: Eukaryota; Metazoa; Arthropoda; Insecta; Coleoptera; Scarabaeidae
Product: polyamine-transporting ATPase 13A3
Biological process (GO): polyamine transmembrane transport; intracellular calcium ion homeostasis
Cellular component (GO): membrane
Molecular function (GO): ATP binding; P-type transmembrane transporter activity; ATP hydrolysis activity
Source: RefSeq, a predicted model, not a curated record
UGGAUUGUUUAGAUGAAUUCUCUUUGUCGUUUGAUAAAUUUAAUGUUUUUGAAGAGUUGAGGUAAUAAUUUUGACGAAAAUUAUUUAAAGUGUGAAGAAAAUAUGCCUGGAGACAGGUAUUCCUCAGAAUAUGAACUAAUAGGAGAUUAUUUCGAACAGAAUUUGAAUAAUGGAGUCGAUAGAGUUUACACUAUUAUUGGGUAUACAGAAGACAGGAAAAAAUCAAUUUUCUUUCAUUUACUAUGCAUUUUAUUUCUUGGAAUUCCUUACGUAAUUUUUACUUGGUACCCUAAUUAUAAAGUUUUUAAAUUUAAAAAAUCUCCUCUUUCUACAGCCGAUAUUUUGUUAGUAAAUGAUAACUCGGGGAAAUAUGCACUAAUAAAAACACAAAUGGUAUACAUAAAUAUUUCUAUUUUUCCGUCACGUAUCAUUCGGUUCUUUACUCACCACCACACUAAAUUUAUUUGGUUGGAUGAACAUCAACGAUUUGGGUGUAUCGAUGAGUUUUGUCCAUCGAUAACUUUUCAAGAAAUUUUAGAAAAUUCAACGGGAUUAAGUGAAAAGGAACAAUUAGAAUAUUUAAAAUUUUAUGGUCUUAAUAAAAUUGACGUCGAAAUCAAAUCUUAUUGGAGAUUAUUCAUCGAUGAAGUUUUCCAUCCUUAUUAUAUCUUUCAAGUUUUUUCUAUAAUUGUUUGGUCAUCUGAUAAUUAUGUAAUUUAUGCCGUUUGCAUUUUAGUUUUAAGUGUUAUAUCAGCCGUUGCAGGAUUAAUUGAAACCAGAAAUCAAAGUGUUGCUUUACACGAUUUAGUUGCAUCUUCAACAUGUACUCAAGUACAAAUUUUACAACGGAAUUCUGAUACUACCUCCUCGAAUGCUUUAAUUACAAUAGAAGCAUCUCAAUUAGUACCAAAUGAUUUAUUGGUUAUUCCUAGAAAUGGAUGUGUUAUGCCAUGUGAUGCUGUUUUAAUAGCAGGAAAUUGUAUAGUAAAUGAAAGCAUGUUAACGGGUGAAAGUAUUCCGGUUACAAAAACUCCCCCUCACGAAAGCGAUGAAAUUUACAACCCAGAUUCUCAUAAACGCAACACUUUAUACAGUGGGACACAUAUUAUUCAGUCUCGUUAUUACGAUGACAAAUAUGUUUUGGCUAGGGUUAUAAAGACUGGGUUUGAUACAACCAAAGGGGCCCUUGUAAAAAGUAUUAUGUUCCCAACUCCGAUUGGUUUGGAAUUUUAUAAAGAUGCGAUGAAAUUCGUGCUGUUUUUAUUUUUAAUUGCCGGCUCAGGAAUGUGUUAUUGCCUCUAUUUAUAUAUAAGUAGAGAGGCGGAAGUACAAGAUAUUAUUUUACGUGUUUUGGAUAUUGUUACAAUCGUAGUUCCUCCAGCUUUACCCGCAGCAAUGACUGUUGCGACUGUUUAUAGUCAAAAUCGGCUGAAAAAAAUUGGAAUUUUUUGUAUUAGCCCAGCUCGAAUUAACAUUAGUGGAAGAAUUAAAUUGAUUUGUUUUGACAAAACGGGAACUUUAACAAACGAUGGUUUAGAUUUAAGCUCAAUCGUUCCUUCAGACAAUGCAACGUUUUUAAAUCCGAUUCCAAAUCCGUUACUUUUGGACUUAAAAAGUCCUUUAUUACAAGGAAUGGCAACUUGUCACUCUUUAACACGGAUUAACGACGAGAUUACAGGCGAUCCAUUAGAUUUAAAUAUGUUUAAUAGCACAGGAUGGGAAUUAGAAGAAACCGGCGAAUCUGAAAGCACUCGUUAUGAUGUUCUUGUCCCAACGAUUGUAAGACCAAGGCGAUCAAUUGAAAUUAAUGCCCGAGGCGAUGUGCCUACAUAUGAAAUUGGAAUUAUUCGCCAAUUUCCGUUUUCAUCAACGUUACAAUGUAUGUCGGUUAUUUGUAAAAAUUUAACCGAAAAUGAAAUGACAGUUUUUACAAAAGGAGCGCCAGAAAAAAUCGGCUCAAUUUCGCUACAAGAAAGCCUCCCAAACGAUUAUUCCAUACAAUUAUCUCAAUUCACAGCGUCCGGAUAUCGAGUAAUUUCCGUUGGUUAUAAAAAACUUUCGGUUUCGAUGAAAUGGAAAGACACGCAAAAAAUUAAACGAGAAGAAAUAGAGAAAGAUUUGAUUUUUGUCGGCUUUAUUGUGAUGCAGAACACUUUGAAAAUUGAAACGAAACCGGUUAUUGCGAAGUUAUUGAACGCUAACGUUCGAACUGUUAUGAUAACAGGAGAUAACAUUGAAACGGCUACUUCCGUUGCUAGACAAUGCGGGAUGAUUGGAGUUUUCGAUAAGGUCGUUGCUUUAAAAGUGGAUCAAUCCGAUAUUGGACCUAAAUUAAAAUACGAAUUAAUUAAUUUGCAAGAUUUAGAAGUCGAUCAUGUCACAGUAUUUAACCAUUAUCAUUUUGCAAUCGAUGGAAAAACUUGGUUACAAAUUUGCGAACAUUUCUCAGAUCUUAUCCCGAUGUUAAUGGUACGAACAACCGUAUUCGCACGUUUCCAACCUGAUCAAAAAACCCAAGUUGUUACUAACUUGCAAAAACUUGAUUAUGUUGUGUGUAUGGUUGGAGAUGGUGCUAAUGAUUGUGGUGCUUUAAAAGCAGCUCACGUUGGAAUAUCUCUCUCACAAACAGAAGCAAGCGUAGCCGCUCCGUUUACGUCAAAAAUAGCAAACAUUUCCUGCGUUAUUCAUUUAAUGCUGGAGGGGCGUUGUGCUUUAGUUACAACUUUUGCUGAAGUUAAAUACAUGGCGCUUUACAGCCUCAUCCAAUUUUUUACAGUUUUAUUACUUUACACGAGAUUUUCAAUACUUGGAGAUUCACAAUUUCUUUAUAUCGAUCUUUUAAUAACGAUGAGUUUCGCUUUAACGAUUGGUUUACAAGGUCCAUCGAAAAAACUCGUUCCAAAACGCCCAUUAGGAUCCCUCGUGAGCGUUGAAAACGUCGCUCCAAUGAUUUUACAAAUCUUACUUUGCGCAACCGUCCAAUAUUUAGCAUUGAAAUAUCUCGACCAACAACCGUGGUUUGAACACAACCCCCCGGCGAACACCGAAACGAUUCUAUGUUGGGAAAACACGGUUUUAUUUUUGGUUUCAUCGUUUCAAUAUGGAAUUUUAGCACUUUUGUAUUCAAAAGGAAAACCGUACCGACAAGGAAUGUUUUUUUCUAAUAUCUUUUUACUGUUAGCCGCGUUAAUUGUUUCUGCUUCAAUCGUUUAUUUUUGCGUUUGUCCAGCUGAGUGGAUUGCAAACUUUUUCGAGAUUUUACCAAUGAGUAAAGAUAAGGGGGAAGCGAUGUUUAGGUAUAGUUUAUUAAUGUUUCCUCUAGCACAUUUUUUUAUUGCGUGGUUAAUUGAGGUUAUAAUCGCUGACAAAAAUUGGUGGAAAAGGUGUUUAAUUCCUAAACAAAAAAUGAAAUAUCAAGUUUUAAUGAAUGAGAGUAAUGUUGAUGCAUUUCUCGAACACAUAAAUCUCCAAGAUAGUUAAUAAUUAAUAAAUUCGUUCGACAAUAUGAAAACUCAAUGCUACUCAAUAAUGAUUUAUUGCUUAUUUUUUUAAUUAAUGCUAAUAAAGAUUAUAUAAAAGUA